AUGCAGACCAAAGACAUCAGUCCACCAGAUGGUGGCUAUGGAUGGGUUGUGGUGGUGUCAGCCUUCAUAGUGAUGGGCCUCACUGCUGCUGUCCUCAAGACUUUUGGUCUCUUCUUUGUUGAAAUCCAGGAGCACUUUGAUGAGCUUGCAAGCACCAUUUCUUGGAUCACAUCGAUAACUAUUGCCACCUUUCAUUUAGGAGCCCCCGUUGCCAGCUCACUAUGUGUAAAAUACACCCACCGUGCUGUUGUGAUCACUGGAGGACUCCUUGCAUUUUCAGGAAUGGCCCUGGGAUGUCUUGGGCUCAACAUGAUCUGGAUGUAUGCAACAACUGGCUUCCUACAAGGACUUGGGAUUUCCUUUUCAUGGACACCAGCCAUCAGCAUUGUCAGCCAUUAUUUUUCCAAGAAAAGAGCUCUGGCCAAUGCUAUUGCCAGUGCUGGAGAAUGUGUGUUUGCGUUUACAUUUGGGCCAUUUUUCCAGUGGCUGAUUGGUCAGUAUGGAUGGAAAGGUGCCCUCUUGAUCAUAGGUGGCACCCAACUCAACAUCUGUGUCUGUGGAAUACUGAUGCGGCCCCUGACAAGCAGCUUCCACCCUGAGGUGAGCCAUCCUGAACCAACACCUGGCAGUGGUGCAUCUAAGACAGACAAAGAAGGGAAGUCUAUCAUCACACACAGAACCUUCAACUGGAUGCUUCUGAGGAGGGCAGAAUUUGUGCUUUACGCCAUGUUUGGCAUACUAGCUGCAAUGAGUUUCUUUGUUCCUCCGUUAUUUUUAGUUCCACUGAGCUACAGCCUGGGAAUAGAAACUAUUCACUUACUGACAAUGACAAUCACCUUGAUCAGUACUUCUUUGAUGCUUCUGCCACUGGCUAACAACUACCUGUCCUUGGCAAUAUUCACUGGCUUCUAUGGAUUCUUCUUUGGCACAACAGUUGCUGUUCACAUUACAGUGCUAGCAGAAGUUGUGGGCAUGUCAGAUUUUGACAGUGCUUUAGGGCUUUUCAUGCUUAUUCGAAGCACUGGAGGAUUUCUGGGGCCUCCUCUUGCUGGUCUGAUUGUGGACAUGGCUGGAGACUACAGAGCAGGCUUCUACAUGGCAGGAGCCACUCUCAUCCUAGCAGCUGUAUUUUUAGUUGUUUUAGAUCAAUUUCAACAAAGAAGUGAAAAAGGAAACCAUACGAGUACUAAAUCAGAAAAAUUAUCAUUACCUUACACUUCCUUCCAUUUUCUGAAACUUCAGAAAAGAAGGUACCAAGACCAUGAUGUAGCGGUGUGA
Molecule: messenger RNA, 1278 nt
Organism: Lagopus muta (rock ptarmigan)
Lineage: Eukaryota; Metazoa; Chordata; Aves; Galliformes; Phasianidae
Product: monocarboxylate transporter 2-like
Exons: 5
Coding region: 1-1278 (425 amino acids)
Biological process (GO): transmembrane transport; monocarboxylic acid transport
Molecular function (GO): monocarboxylic acid transmembrane transporter activity
Source: RefSeq, a predicted model, not a curated record